This is a messenger RNA of Lytechinus variegatus (green sea urchin), 10880 nucleotides long. Its product is annotated as mucin-17-like. Gene Ontology annotation, biological process: membrane protein ectodomain proteolysis. The record is from RefSeq and is a predicted model, not a curated record. The transcript has 40 exons. Gene Ontology annotation, molecular function: metalloendopeptidase activity. The coding region runs from base 224 to 10216 and encodes 3330 amino acids. NCBI's taxonomy places the organism in Eukaryota, Metazoa, Echinodermata, Echinoidea, Temnopleuroida, Toxopneustidae.
GUGAAAUCUGGAAUGGCGUUGAAACACAAAUAUGAAAUAACAUAAUCGCUCAGCUCUUAGUGGGCUGCUAUCUAGAAACAAACCACAGGCCGCAGUCCCGCCCAUGUUCCCCGGUGCUAGUAGAUGUCUCUUUGGAGAGUUUUUAAACUUUCUUCGGUGUGUACUUAAUUAACGAAGACAAGAAAAGUAGUAAGAAGGAAAAGGAUUAUCCAGAACGCCAGAUAUGGCGUGGACUUUAUAUAUUUCAUUCCAUCUUGCCAUUUUGGGAAUUAUAUUCUCCUGCUCUGCUGUCUACGGUGUACCCAUCAUUGAUGGGCCGGAUGAUGUCCUUUGGCAUUUAAGAGGUUUUGAUCAAAGAUGGCCUCCACAAGAUGAAUCACGUGACAUCUUUCAUCCAAUCAUCACAAACAAUACAGAAAAUAUAAGGGGCCACGAAAUAUCCUUUUUGAGAAUUGAAUUCAAUGCAUGGAACCAUCAAUUUACACUGGAUUUAGAACAAAACAGACACCAUGCGGUCCACGGAGCUAAAGAAAUAUUUUUUGCAUCACAACAGAUCAUUGGUACAAGAUCGAUACCAACCGAUUGCCAAUACGAGGGUAUAGUUGAGGAGAUACAAGGGUCAUUCGUAUCACUCGACGUCUGCAAUGGAUUAAGGGGUAUCAUAUUGUCUGGGAGUGACACUCUUUUUAUUGAGCCAAGGCUUCCACAUGAACAGAAGAAUAAUUUUGGCGAUCACGUGAUCUCUGAUAGUGGUCCGAAGAGCGAAUGGAGGAGUUUAUAUUCUACAUCAAAACAACACCAACACAGAAGGGUGAGACGAGAAGUAACCGAUGAAAUGAAGUACAUCACAGCUAAUAUAAUGAUCUCCUCAAGCUUUAAUGACAGAUAUAGUGUCAGCACAAAUCAAGCUAAUCAAAUCGUGAGCCUGGCAAAUCAGUUUCUCGACCCUUUAAAAGUAAACAUCAUCGUUGGGAGUAUAUCCAUCUUUAUGGACGAAGAUCCAAUCGACGCCACUUCAAACCUUCACAAGAUGCUUGCUGACUUGGAAAAUGUAGUAAGAAAUUUGUCCCACGACGAAACCGUCACAGAAUAUAUAACCGCUGUGGAUGAGCCCUUGUCAGAGGCCGACCGAGAAAACUUUGCAUUCGGGGCGGCAACCCUCGGCACCAUGUGCACACCACGCGCCGUUGGAAUAGUCAAGGACGUUGGUGCUUUUUUCCUAGUGCAAUCUGCUGGGACAUUUGCUCGGAAUAUUGCCAGAAACUUUGGACUCUUAAACGAGGAUUACUAUGAAGCAAAAGACGGCAUUAUUUGCAGUUGCAGCAGUGAUGGUGGGUGCAUUAUGUCACCAGAUACCUCUGUAUGGCUGGAAGCGCCACCUGUUGUCUUCGCACAAUGCACCAUUCAAGAAUAUGAGGAUAUUCUUCGAGCAGGUCACAUACGAUGUCUCUACGGCCCGCCAGAUCAAGCUCCAACGAGUCCAAGAUGUGGUAAUAAUUACGUUGAUGAAGGAGAGGAUUGUGACUGCGGUGGUAGGAAUUGCUCAUGUUGUGACGAUACAUGUCAUUUUACAGAAGGUAGUGAAUGCCAAGAUGGAGAUUGUUGCGACCAGUGUAAGUUGAUGAGUGGAAAUAUAUGUCGAGCAGCAAAUGGAGAGUGCGACCUGGCAGACAGAUGCGAUGGUAUAUCGGGAGAGUGUCCGGCUGACGAUUAUCUUCAUGACGGAACAUCUUGUGGUAACGGAAGUGGAUAUUGUUUCCAAGGUCGUUGUCCAACUUUAGAUGACCAGUGCCAGGCUUCAAUGGGAGUCGAUGCAGCAGCAUCUAGUGGAGGCUGUUACCAAGGCAACACGGAAGGGAUGAGGCCAGACGGUCGCUGUGGUAUUGAUGCAAUCUCCUUGACUGACGGCAGUUACAACGUUACCUAUGCACCUUGUGAUUCGGGGAGCGCAUAUUGUGGAGCUCUAAAAUGCACCAAUGCAGAACAACUAGAUGGGAUCGGGUUCCAGACACUUGACUCAAGUUCGAAUGGGUCUUGCUUAUCCUUGUGGGUUUCAGACUAUUUCCGGAUAGACUUCAGCGGUCUCGGAGAUGUGACACCCGGGACAAAGUGUGGGGAAGGCCAGGUGUGCUUUGACUACAACUGCGAAUCAAUCGAGGACGCGUAUUCUUUUGACAAUUGUCCAGUCGGUACAUCGGGUGCUGUAUGUUCAGGAAACGGGCAAUGCACCAGAUCAUUUAACUGUUUGUGUGAUGAAGACUGGACAGGACCAACAUGCGGCACACCUCUCAUCAUCUCUCUCUUCAUCACCGUUGCCGACGCCAACGACAUGGGGCUGGGGGAUGCCAUGGUCCUUGUGGUAUCUGGCGACGAGAACUACCGUUUUUCCACUCCAGCCGACUCGGGGUCUGUCACCGCGACGGUGCCGUUGUCUUCCACGGGACGCAUUGGUGUAAUUGUGACCAAACUGGGAUAUGCCUCAAGCGGUUUUCAGUGGGAGUGGGGAGAUAACACAACUGCUUCUGUUCAGCUGGGAUUGCUGGUAAAUGGCUCGUUUGAAGCUGUUGUGGAUGAGAAUGGAGAAGAGUCUUUCGUUGUGGAGACACAAGAUGGCGGUUCUAUCGAGAUUCCAGCCGCUCCAGAACAAAGCAUUUCAGGAUCCCUUCCUGGGUACCUAAUCAUCCAUGGCCAGUCUUCACUUUUGCCAGAGACUGUCUUUGAGGAUGUCAGCAAUACCUUGGCAUUCAUCGACCCAUACGUAGCAGUAGAAUUGUCCUUGAUCAACGGCACAGAUGGGGAGAUCGAGGGUCUGGAGAAUGUGACUUUCAGAGUUCCUGUUUCAGAGGAUUCUCAACUUUCUGAAGGGGAUGUCUUGCCUGCCUUCUAUUUUAAUGAAGACACUGGUCUGUGGAUGCAAAACGGAAACUGGAGGGUAUUAGGUGGUGAAAGCAAUUCUUCACUUUUCUUGGAACACACUUCUCCGAGACUGGACUCAUGGGUUCUGGCAGGAGCCAUUGAUGAAAGCACUACAGGUUCAACAGUGACAACGGGUGAAACAACCACUGUAGAAUCUACUACAGAUUCAACAGACACGACAAGUGUUACAACCACUUCAGAAACCACUCCAACAACUUCAGAGCCAACAACCACAGCAGAAAGCACUACAGGUUCAACAGUGACAACUGUUGAAACAACCACUGUAGAAUCUACUACAGAUUCAACAGACACGACAAGUGUUACAUCCACUUCAGAAACCACUCCAACAACUUCAGAGCCAACAACCACAGCAGAAAGCACUACAAGUUCAACAGUGACAACGGUUGAAACAACCACUGUAGAAUCUACUACAGAUUCAACAGACACGACCAGUGUUACAACCACUUCAGAAACCACUCCAACAACUUCAGAGCCAACAACCACAGCAGAAAGCACUACAGGUUCAACAGUGACAACGGUUGAAACAACCACUGUAGAAUCUACUACAGAUUCAACAGACACGACAAGUGUUACAACCACUUCAGAAACCACUCCAACAACUUCAGAGCCAACAACCACAGCAGAAAGCACUACAAGUUCAACAGUGACAACGGUUGAAACAACCACUGUAGAAUCUACUACAGAUUCAACAGACACGACCAGUGUUACAACCACUUCAGAAACCACUCCAACAACUUCAGAAACCACUCCAACAACUUCAGAGCCAACAACCACAGCAGAAAGCACUACAGGUUCAACAGUGACAACUGUUGAAACAACCACUGUAGAAUCUACUACAGAUUCAACAGACACGACAAGUGUUACAACCACUUCAGAAACCACUCCAACAACUUCAGAGCCAACAACCACAGCAGAAAGCACUACAAGUUCAACAGUGACAACGGUUGAAACAACCACUGUAGAAUCUACUACAGAUUCAACAGACACGACCAGUGUUACAACCACUUCAGAAACCACUCCAACAACUUCAGAAACCACUCCAACAACUUCAGAGCCAACAACCACAGCAGAAAGCACUACAGGUUCAACAGUGACAACUGUUGAAACAACCACUGUAGAAUCUACUACAGAUUCAACAGACACGACAAGUGUUACAACCACUUCAGAAACCACUCCAACAACUUCAGAGCCAACAACCACAGCAGAAAGCACUACAGGUUCAACAACCACUGUAAAAUCUACAAUAGCGCCACCAGAGACACCAGAAAUUGUUAUACCAUUGACAGUCUCUGCUUUUACUUCCAGUGGUUCCCCACUCUUGAACACUAACGUUCGUAUUUCCAGUCAAAAUGCAACCCUGGUUCUCUCCUCUGGUGAGGAUUCAAACAUGGUCCAGAUCAAUCAGUCAGUUCCUCGUGAUAGCAGGAUUGGGGUCAUUGCUACCAAACAAGGUUUUGCUUCUAAUGGUUUCUCAUGGCAGGAAGGCAGCCCAACUAAUCGCUCAUUACAACUUCAAGAAUGGACAAUCAUCAAUGACAUUCCUAUUUCCUUGAGUGGUGGGCAACUCCUUGUGUCAUUUGAAGCAGAAAAUGGAGCAACUGUUGAUUUCAUAACCGGUUUCAACCCACUGCCUGAUAGCAUUGGCUAUGCUACAAGUAAUGGACCAGCACCUUACCUUCCCGAGGGGCUGACGGAGGACGGAUACGGUGAUCUCAUGCCCAUCUCUCCUUUGGCAGCUAUGGACCUUGCCCUUCUACAUAAUGGAGCCAGAGAAGAAAUUGAUCUAGAAGAUGUCAUGUUUACCUUCCCCGUCUCCCCUGAUAGUGGUGCAAGUGAAGGGGAUAAUAUCACAGCAUACCUGUUUGAUGAAGCUACUGGUUUAUGGAGAGAGGAUGGUGUAGGAGAAGUCAUCCUGGAUGAUGACUCCAAUCUUGUCUGGAGGUACACCGCAGCAAUGCCAUCUUCUUGGCUGAUGGCAGCCACAACACCACCACCACCGCCUACAACCACUACGUCCACAACAACUGAGAUGCCAGGGAUUCAAGCAUCCCUGACGGUUGCCGUGGUCUCCUCUAAUGGCUACCCACUGGUCAAUACUUCUAUUCUCGUGUACAACGAGAACGAAACAACAUAUCUCAGUACCGGUACGGAAUCCAAUGUGGUGGAGAUUGACGAGACAGUCCUGGAAGAUCAAUGGUUUGGGGUCGUUGCAACUAAUCAGGGGUAUGCUACCAAUGGAUUCAUUUGGCAGAGUGGCGAUGCUACAAAUGUCACAUUACAACUUAAAGAAUGGACAAGUGAUGAGCAAAUUUCUGGAUCCUUGAGCAAUGGCCAAUUUGUGAUAUUCUUCGAAGCAGACAAUGGAGCUACUGCAAGAUUCAGCACUGGCUUCUUCCCUCUCCCACAUAGCAUUGGCUAUGCUACAAGCAAUGGACCAGCACCUUACCUUCCUGAGGGGGUGACGGAGGACGGAUACGGUGAUCUCAUGCCCAUCUAUCCUUUGGCAGCUAUGGACCUGGCCCUUCUACAGAGUGGAGCCAGAGAAGAAAUUGAUCUAGAAGAUGUAGUCUUUACCUUGCCCAUCUCCCCUGAUAGUGGCGUGAGUGCAGGAGACAAUGUAACUGCUUACCUUUUUGAUGAAAACACAGGUCUAUGGAUAGAAGAUGGCCAAGGAGAGGUGCUGGUAGAUGGUGACUCAAAUCUUGUCUGGAGUUAUACUGCGAGCAUGCCAUUGUCCUGGCUUUUAGCUGCAACAGUCGCACCACCACCAUUCACUACAACUAUGGCUACCACUACAGAGAAUGCUACAACUAUUGGAACAACAUCAACACCAAACAUGGCAUCAUCAUCUACAGAUGAUGGUACAACAUCUGAUGUGACAAUGGUACCAUCAUCUCCAGAUAAUGGCACAACAGCAGAAACAACCAUGUCCACAUCUCCAUCCUCAGACAAUGGUACUACAGGAGAACCAACCAUGGCAACGACUCCAUCCUCAGACAAUGGUACAACAGUAGAAUCAACCAUGGCCACGACUCCAUCCUCAAACAAUGGUACAACAUCAAGUGUGACCAUGGCAUCAACUACAGAUGAUGGUACAACAUCAACACCAACAACUUCAGCACCUGUUAAUGUCACUGGUACACCUCCACCACCUCCUCCACCUACUCCGCCGCCCCCUCCACCACCAACAGAUAAUGCUACAACUGUUGAGGCAACAUCAACACCGACCAUGGCCCCAUCUUCUACAGACGAUGGUACAACAUCAGAUGUAACUAUGGUACCAUCAUCUCCAGAUAAUGGUACAACAGCAGAAUCAACCAUGGCCACGACUCCAUCCUCAGACAACGGUACAACAGUAGAAUCAACCAUGGCCACUACUCCAUCCUCAGACAAUGGUACAACAGUAGAAUCAACCAUGGCCACGACUCCAUCCUCAAACAAUGGUACAACAUCAAAUGUGACCAUGGCAUCAACUACAGAUGAUGGUACAACAUCAACACCAACAAGUUCAGCACCUGUUAAUGUCACUGGUACACCUCCACCACCUCCUCCACCUACACCGCCGCCCCCUCCACCACCAACAGAUAAUGCUACAACUGUUGAGGCAACAUCAACACCGACCAUGGCCCCAUCUUCUACAGAUGAUGGUACAACAUCAGAUGUAACUAUGGUACCAUCAUCUCCAGAUAAUGGUACAACAGCAGAAUCAACCAUGGCCAAGACUCCAUCCUCAGACAAUGGUACAACAGAAGAACCAACCAUGGCAACGACUCCAUCCUCAGACAAUGGUACAACAGUAGAAUCAACCAUGGCCACUACUCCAUCCUCAGACAAUGGUACAACAGUAGAAUCAACCAUGGCCACGACUCCAUCCUCAAACAAUGGUACAACAUCAAGUGUGACCAUGGCAUCAACUACAGAUGAUGGUACAACAUCAACACCAACAACUUCAGCACCUGUUAAUGUCACUGGUACACCUCCACCACCUCCUCCACCUACACCGCCGCCCCCUCCACCACCAACAGAUAAUGCUACAACUGUUGAGACAACAUCAACACCGACCAUGGCCCCAUCUUCUACAGAUGAUGGUACAACAUCAGAUGUAACUAUGGUACCAUCAUCUCCAGAUAAUGGUACAACAGCAGAAUCAACCAUGGCCAUGACUCCAUCCUCAGACAAUGGUACAACAGUAGAAUCAACCAUGGCCACUACUCCAUCCUCAGACAAUGGUACAACAGUAGAAUCAACCAUGGCCACGACUCCAUCCUCAGACAAUGGUACAACAGUAGAAUCAACCAUGGCCACGACUCCAUCCUCAAACAAUGGUACAACAGUAGAAUCAACCAUGGCCACUACUCCAUCCUCAGACAAUGGAACAACAGUAGAAUCAACCAUGGCUACUACUCCAUCCACAGACAUCGGUACAACAGCAGAACCAACCAUGACCAUGUCUCCAUCCUCAGACAAUGGUACAACAUCUAAUGUGACCAUGGCAUCAUCAACUACAGAUGAUGGUACAACAUCAACACCAACAAGUUCAGCACCUCUUAAUGUCACUGGUACACCACCACCUCCUCCACCCACACCGCCGCCCCCUUCACCACCAACAGAUAAUGCUACAACGGUUGAGACAACAUCAACACCGGCCAUGGCAUCGUUAUCUACAGUCAAUGGUACAACAUCAACAGUGACGAUAACGCCACCAUCUACAGACGAUGUUACAACAUCAAAUAUGACCAUGACACCAUUGUCUACAGACGAUGGUACAACAUCAGCACCAACGAGUUCAGUACCAGUCAAUGUCACUGGUACACCUCCACCACCUCCUUCACCAACACCUCCACCCCCUUCACUACCAACAGAGAAUGCUACAACUAUUGGAACAACAUCAACACCAAACACGGCAUCAUCAUCUACAGAUGAUGGUACAACAUCUGAUGUGACAAUGGUACCAUCAUCUCCAGAUAAUGGCACAACAGCAGAAACAACCAUGUCCACAACUCCAUCCUCAGACAAUGGAACAACAGUAGAACCAACCAUGGCCACAACUCCAUCCUCAGACAAUGGUACAACAGUAGAAUCAACCAUGGCCACUACUCCAUCCUCAGACAACGGUACAACAGUAGAAUCAACCAUGGCCACUACUCCAUCCUCAGACAAUGGUACAACAGUAGAAUCAACCAUGGCCACGACUCCAUCCUCAGACAAUGGUACAACAUCAAGUGUGACCAUGGCAUCAACUACAGAUGAUGGUACAACAUCAACACCAACAAGUUCAGCACCUCUUAAUGUCACUGGUACACCACCACCUCCUCCACCCACACCGCCGCCCCCUUCACCACCAACAGAUAAUGCUACAACGGUUGAGACAACAUCAACACCGGCCAUGGCAUCGUUAUCUACAGUCAAUGGUACAACAUCAACAGUGACGAUAACACCACCAUCUACAGACGAUGUUACAACAUCAAAUGUGACCAUGACACCCUUGUCUACAGACGAUGGUACAACAUCAGCACCAACAAGUUCAGCACCUGUUAAUGUCACUGGUACACCUCCACCACCUCCUUCACCAACACCUCCACCCCCUUCACUACCAACAGAGAAUGCUACAACUAUUGGAACAACAUCAACACCAAACACGGCAUCAUCAUCUACAGAUGAUGGUACAACAUCUGAUGUGACAAUGGUACCAUCAUCUCCAGAUAAUGGCACAACAGCAGAAACAACCAUGUCCACAUCUCCAUCCUCAGACAAUGGUACUACAGCAGAACCAACCAUGGCCACGACUCCAUCCUCAGACAAUGGUACAACAGUAGAAUCAACCAUGGCCACGACUCCAUCCUCAGACAAUGAUACAACAUCAUCUCCUUCCAAUGGUACAUCACCAGUUGUUACGACCCUUCAGCCUGGCUUUGUCUUAGCCAAUCUUUCUGUAAUGGUGUUGGAUACAAAUGAUGCUCCAGUGGCCAAUUCUACAUUGCUCUUUAGAUUACUAGGUGGAAAUGUCACCACUGUCACCACUGAUGCAUCAGGUGUCGGGACAUUUGAAGCGAUUGUUCCAGAAGGUGGAAGGGUUGCAGUGGUAGCAAGUGGGUCUGGUUAUGCAAGUAAUGGACUGCAGUGGAGCCCUUCAGAUGACCAAAAUAUCACCCUUCGACUACUUCAGCUUGAACCAGUCACACCCGCCCAAAUUGGGGAAUUCUCUGUCUUUGAAGUAACUGAUAACAGCACAGGAGAGAACUAUGUUGCAAUCACCCGUAUCCAGAGCAGUCAACUCUCUGAGAACGUCACCGUUGGUGCUGCAUUGAUCGUCGGAGGGGGAUCCGAAGGGGUUCCGCACACGAUCAUUGUAGACGACAGUGGUGCCUUCCGGGAUGUCGAGAGACUAGUGGCUAUAGAGUUGACGGUGACCGAUGAAAAUGGGGAUGAUGUCCAAGGAAUGGAAGACAUCACUUUCACGCUUCCACUUGGAACCUUUGAUGAGCUAGGUGCAGGAGAGUCCCUUGAAGCAUUCUUUUACAAUGAAGAAACUGGUUUCUGGGAGGAGUCUGGCAGUGGUACCAUAAUCGUGGAUUCCCAGGGGAUGAGGCAGUGGGUCUUUGUUGCGCCCCAUAUCACCUGGUGGAUGGCUGGAAGACUGGUGGACCUACCUGUUACAAGUACCCUUGCUACAACCAUUCCCACCGGCUCGCCCUCUACUACCCCAGGCUAUCUUGGCACAAUCCUAACCCGGACUCAAUUCUAUGUAGUCAUCCUCCUAUGUGCUCUCCUCAUUCUUCUAAUGUGCAUGCUCAGUACCUGGCCUUGUUGUGUUUGCAAGAAGAAAGAAAAGAAGAGCAUCAAUUUUGAGCCUCAGGAGAUGCUUGAGCAUCGGGGCACCAGCGCGGAUGAAAACGAUUACCAGGAGUUUGUCUACACGAAUCGCGGCAUGGAGGAAGAUGAGGUGGACAGCAGCCCUUCGACAUCCAACCAGGACAUUGAACGUGGUGUCCCCGCUGAAGAGGAUGCGGGUGAAAUCCCGGCAAAGAUUGAAAUUGUGAGCGAGUAUAAGUACGAGACGGAACAGUCACCAGAUCCUCAAGACGGUCAGGAAUUCACCACUUUCAAAGGACCCGAGGAAACGGACGGUAGUGGUGAAAAGGACGCAGCAGAAGAAGAGACUUUGCUUGUUGAUGAUAAGGGAGUCAACACAGUUAAUGUAUCUUCUCCAGAGGAUAUUAGUCGACAACAACCUCAAGAAGGUCCUAAAAAAGUUCGUUUCAGCGAAAGUGAUGAAUGAUCGUUUAUCAUUUCAUAUUCUCUUAUACCUUUAAACCUGUAUAUGUUUAUGCCAAGAUAAUCAUUUCAUCUCAUUUUCUUAAACUCUUUUCUAUUUGUGGUAAUUUCAUGUAUAUAUCUAAAUCCUAAAUGAGACAUGGACAUGUUUGCCUUUUUCCACUUUUGAAAGUUGAAAUGCCUUUUUUUCAUGAGGGGGUCAUUUUAUCAUAUACCUAUUUCACUUCUCAUAAUCUCAGAUUGUAUUUAUGGUAACAAUCAGUUAUUGAGUGAACUGAACAAUCCAAACAGAGAGAUCAUUGAAAUCUAAUGACAAAUAACCACGUUCUUGACAUUUUGAAGUUUUUUUAUUUUUCAUUCCAGGUCUUCUGAUUUAGCUUUACCAAUAAUUCUCAAUCUAGAUAUUUUUAUGACAUUAGCAUUACUUUAAUAAUAUAUUUUUACUGCAAAAUCAAUGAUAUUUUUCCUAACCCUUCCCGGUUCUCCUAGGCAUUGGGUUGUUGCUGAUGUCUUGGAUGUGCAAUAUAUUUGAAACACACAUUUUUAGCAAAGCUAACAUGGGAAUCAUGGAAAGAUCACACAUAUAUCCUAGAGUUUAAAAGUUCAGAAUAAUGGUUGCUGGUAUCCUCUUAUAGUCUUUAAUGACCCCUUAGCCCAACUUUCAUCAA